CAGUCAAUCGCGCUCCACCGGCUGCCGUAGUCCACAGUAGAAAGGUCACUACGCAUCGCCGGCUUUUAGUGUAUCAAUUGAAAAUAUAAAUUAUAUAUUAUUUCUUUCGUGAUUUCAUCUUACUUGUCAGUGAAAUAGUGAUCGUUGGGAAGUGGUUUCAGCAAACAAAGUCUUUCAGCUUUUUUGCGUUUACUCUAAGGUAUGGAGUGGGAAGGACCACCCAAGCAAGGCUUGUACGACCCCCAGAACGAGCACGAGGCCUGUGGCGUCGGAUUUGUGGUUGCUAUCGACGGGAAACGGACCCAUAAAAUCGUCCGAGAUGCCGAAACGCUCGCUAAGCGCAUGGAGCACCGCGGCGCGUGCGCCUGUGACAACGACACCGGCGACGGCGCUGGUGUGCUUGUUGCCAUUCCGCAUCAGUACUACUGCGCACAGCUGAGAGACACACACCAGCUAGACUUGCCGCCGUUCGGCAAAUACGCCACCGGCAUAUUCUUCCUCGACAAGCUUCACCACCAGGACAUAGAGAAGAAGUUCACCGAGUUGGCCGAGAGCCUCGGCCUCAGUGUGUUAUGCUGGAGGACUGUGCCCACCAACAACUCCACCAUCGGUCAGGUGGCCCGUAACUCGGAGCCAUUUAUGCGACAAGUGUUUGUUACCGGCGAUAUCGAAGACGAGACCCAACUCGCCAGGCAGAUUUUCGUGCUCCGCAAGCGCGCUUCGCAUGAGCUGGGGGUGCCUGGUGCGAGAUUCUAUAUCUGCAGCUUGUCGUUGAGGACUGUCGUCUACAAGGGACUGCUGACUUCUAACCAACUAUGGGAGUACUUCAAAGAUCUGACGAACCCAGCGUUCACCACAUACUUAGCGUUGGUGCAUACUCGGUUCUCCACCAACACGUUUCCCAGUUGGGAGCGAGCACAUCCCUUGAGGGUGCUCGCCCACAAUGGAGAGAUCAAUACGCUGCGAGGCAACGUGAACUUGAUGAAGGCUCGCGAGGGAGUGAUGAAGAGUGAUAUUUUUGGAGACGACCUCAAGAAACUGUACCCAGUCGUAGAACCCAAUCUCUCCGACUCAGGUUCCGCUGAUUGCGUCCUCGAGUUCCUCCUACACUGCGGCAACCGCUCUCUGCCCGAAGCGGUCAUGACCAUGGUGCCAGAAGCGUGGCAAAACGACCCUACCAUGCCUAAGGAGAAGAGAGAUUAUUACCAGUGGGCCUCUUGCGCUAUGGAGCCUUGGGACGGACCGGCGCUGAUUUCUUUCACUGAUGGGCGCUAUAUUGGUGCGAUUUUGGACAGGAACGGCCUACGACCUUCUCGCUUCUAUGUGACCAGUGAGAACAUACUGGUGAUGGCAUCCGAAGUCGGAGUGUACGAUGUUGACCCAGAGAAAGUCAUUCACAAGAGCCGAUUGAAGCCUGGUCGCAUGUUGUUGGUAGACACGCACGAGAAGAAAAUAAUCCAAGACGUAGAGCUGAAGAUGGAAAUCGCUAGCAGCCGCCCGCACUCCCAGUGGCUCAGUGAACAGAUAACGCUCGAAGACAUCCACAAAUCAGUAGCGGCCGAGUCGGUAUCCAACGGGGCCAGUGACGUCAUCACAGGCCUCACCGACCGCCGCCUCAGCCUGUACGGCUACACCAUCGAGACCAUCAACAUGCUGCUGCUCCCCAUGCUGCAGAACAAAAAAGAAGCUCUGGGCAGUAUGGGCAACGAUGCUCCUCUUGCCUGCCUGUCUCAGUUCCAACCUCUACCGUACGAGUACUUCAAACAGCUGUUCGCGCAAGUCACCAACCCACCUAUUGAUCCCUUCAGGGAGAAGAUAGUAAUGUCCCUGCUGUGUCCCAUUGGCCCUGUGGCCAACAUUCUGAAUCCAAGCGCGGCCUUCACGCACCGCCUGUUCCUGCCGCAGCCCAUACUGUCUCUGCCAGACCUUCACGCUCUCAAGCAUACUACACAUCGCGGCUGGAAGACCAAAGUCAUCGACUGCACGUUCGACUACCGGCUCGGCGAGCACGCGCUGGAGCCGGCGCUGGGCGAGAUCGCGGGGCAGGCGCACGCCGCGGCGGCGGCCGGCUACCAGCUGCUCGUGCUGUCCGACCGCGCCGCCGGGCCCGAGCGCGUGCCCGUCAGCUCGCUGCUGGCGCUGGGUGCUGUUCAUCACCAUUUGAUCGAGACUCGUAUGCGUAUGAAAGUGGGCAUUAUUGUUGAGACUGCUGAAGCAAAAGAAGUACACCAUAUGUGUGUUUUGUUGGGAUACGGCGCCGACGCCAUCUGUCCAUACCUGGCGUUCGAACUAGCGUUCGCGCUCCGCAACGACCACAUUAUCGACCCUUCCAUCACCGACGAGAGCAUCUACAAGGCCUACCAGUCCGCCAUCGAAACCGGCUUAGCCAAGGUCAUGGCUAAGAUGGGCAUCAGUACGCUGCAGUCGUACAAAAGUGCACAGAUCUUCGAAGCGGUCGGAUUAAAUGAGGAUGUCAUUGAUAAGUGCUUUAGAGGCACCCAGUCUAGGAUCGGUGGCGUCAACUUUGAAAUCUUGUCUAAGGAAAUAUUCGAAAGGCAUGAAUUGGCUUAUGGUACUUGCAAAGACGCCCUCGUUUUAAGGAACCCGGGGCACUACCACUGGCGCGCGGGCGGCGAGAAGCACAUCAACGACCCCAUGUCCGUCGCCAACCUGCAGGAGGCCGUCGCCAGCAAGAGCUCCUCCGCCUACGACAAGUUCAGGGAGAGUUCUUUAGAAUCAGUCCGGGCGUGCACCCUGCGUGGGCAGCUGGAAUUAGUGAAGCUCGAUGAGCCCAUCCCGCUGAGCGAGGUGGAGCCCGCCUCGGAGAUCGUCAAGCGAUUCGCUACGGGUGCGAUGUCGUUCGGGUCCAUAUCGCUGGAGGCGCACACGACGCUCGCCAUCGCCAUGAACCGCAUCGGCGGCAAGUCCAACACCGGCGAGGGCGGCGAGAACGCCGACCGCUACCUCAACCAGGACCCCGAGUUCAACAGGCGGUCAGCCAUCAAGCAGGUGGCGUCGGGUCGCUUCGGCGUGACCGCGUCGUACCUGGCGCACGCCGACGACCUGCAGAUCAAGAUGGCGCAGGGCGCCAAGCCGGGCGAGGGCGGCGAGUUACCGGGUUACAAAGUGACGGAGGACAUCGCCAAGACCCGGUGCUCCGUGGCGGGCGUGGGGCUGAUCUCGCCGCCGCCGCACCACGACAUCUACUCCAUCGAGGACCUGGCCGAGCUCAUCUACGACCUCAAGUGCGCCAACCCGCGCGCCAGGAUCUCCGUCAAGCUCGUGUCCGAGGUCGGCGUGGGCGUUGUCGCCUCCGGAGUCGCCAAGGGCAAAGCGGAACACAUCGUCAUUUCCGGCCACGACGGUGGCACUGGUGCUAGCUCCUGGACUGGAAUCAAGAGCGCUGGUCUACCUUGGGAACUGGGUGUCGCUGAAACUCAUCAAGUGCUAGUGCUAAACGACCUACGUUCGCGUGUGGUGGUACAGGCGGACGGGCAGAUUCGGACCGGGUUCGACGUGAUGGUGGCCGCUUUGCUCGGCGCUGACGAGUUCGGGUUCAGUACCGCCCCGCUCAUUGCACUUGGUUGCACUAUGAUGCGCAAAUGCCACCUCAACACGUGCCCCGUGGGCAUCGCUACACAGGACCCGGUGCUAAGGAAGAAGUUCGCCGGCAAGCCCGAACACGUCAUCAACUAUCUCUUCAUGCUGGCUGAAGAGGUCCGUCAGCAUAUGGCCGACGUGGGCGUGCGCAGGUUCCAGGACCUGAUCGGGCGCACGGACCUGCUCAAAGUGCGCGAGAACAACGAGAACCCCAAGGCCCGGCUUCUCAACCUGAGCCUUAUCCUGAAGAACGCCUUGCAUAUGCGUCCCGGCGUCAAUAUUAUUGGAGGAUCCAAGUCACAGGAUUUCCAAUUAGAGAAACGAUUGGAUAACCAACUAAUCGAGCAGUGCGCCGGCAUCCUCGACGGCAGCAAGAAGCACGUCGACAUCGCCAUGAAGAUCACCAACGAGGACCGAACCUUCACCUCCACGCUCUCCUACCAUAUUGCCAUGAAAUACAGCGACAACGGACUCCCCGACGACACGAGCAUCAACAUCUCGCUCAUCGGCUCUGCCGGCCAGAGCUUCUGCGCCUUCCUGUCCAAAGGCAUCACGGUCACCUUGGAGGGCGACGCCAACGACUAUGUUGGUAAGGGAUUAUCUGGUGGUAAAGUGAUUAUUUACCCACCAAAGGUUUCACCGUUCGAGUCUCAUCUUAACGUUAUUGUCGGCAACGUCUGUCUGUACGGAGCUACCUCUGGAAGGGCGUACUUUAGGGGUAUCGCAUCGGAGCGGUUCUGCGUGCGCAACUCCGGCUGCACGGCCGUGGUGGAGGGCGUGGGCGACCACGGCUGCGAGUACAUGACGGGCGGCAGCGUGCUCAUCCUCGGUCUCACCGGCCGCAACUUCGCGGCCGGCAUGAGCGGUGGCAUCGCGUACGUGUACGAUAUCGACGGCUCGUUCAAGCGCGGCAAGUGCAACCCUGAAAUGGUGGAAAUGCUCCCAUUGGAGUUAGAGGAUGACUUGCAGGUCGUCAAGACACUUCUGCAAGAAUUCGUUGAGUAUACUGGAUCUUUAAUAGCUAAACAGCUAUUAGAGACGUGGCCAGCGCCAGCCAAGGAGUUCGUAAAGGUGUUCCCAUACGAAUACCAGCGCGCGCUCAAACAGCUCGCCAUACAGCAGGCGCCCAAGGUCGAGGCCAACGGCAAGGAGGAGAACGGCAUCGCGGAUAUCGAGGAGGCGGUGCGCGAUGUGGAACUGGACAAGAAGAACUUGGAGAAGAUUCUCGAUAAGACCAGGGGCUUCAUAAAGUACCCGCGCGAGACGUCGAUGUACCGGCCGGCGGAGAAGCGGCUCCGCGACUGGGACGAGAUCUACAACUUCCACCACGUGCGGCGCGGCCUGCGCGUGCAGGCGGCGCGCUGCAUGGAGUGCGGCGUGCCCUUCUGCCAGUCCGGCCACGGCUGCCCGCUCGGCAACAUCAUCCCCAAGUGGAAUGAGCUCGUCUUCAACGGCGACUGGAAGCAGGCGCUCAAACAGCUCAUGCAGACCAAUAAUUUCCCUGAGUUUACCGGUCGCGUGUGCCCCGCGCCUUGCGAGGGAGCCUGUGUGCUGGGUAUUUCGGAACCGCCAGUCACCAUCAAGAACAUCGAGUGCGCGAUCAUCGACAACGCCUUUGAAAACGGAUGGAUCAUCCCAGAGAUCCCAGAACAUCGUAAUGGCAAAACAGUUGCAGUAGUCGGAUCCGGUCCCGCCGGCCUAGCUUGUGCGCAUCAACUUAACAAGGCGGGUUACUCGGUGACGGUGUUCGAGCGGAACGACCGUGCCGGAGGACUGCUGCAGUACGGCAUCCCCACGAUGAAGCUCAGCAAGGAGGUUGUGCAGCGCCGAGUUCAGCUGUUGCAGGCUGAAGGCGUCGUGUUCAAAUGCAACAUCGAUGUGGGCAAGGACAUUAGCGCCACCGACCUGGCUAACGAAUACAACGCGCUGGUGCUCUGCAUGGGCGCGACGUGGCCGCGCGACCUGCCGCUCAAGGGCCGGCAGCUCGGCGGCAUCCACUACGCCAUGGAGUUCCUCGAGUCCUGGCAGAAGAAGCAGAUGGGCCCUCCGCUGCACCACGGGAAGGAGCUGGCCGAGCUCAACGCCAAGGACAAGAAUGUGCUCGUUAUCGGAGGAGGCGAUACCGGAUGCGACUGCAUAGCGACAUCUCUCCGCCAAGGCGCCAAGUCGAUCACGACGUUUGAAAUCCUGCCACAGCCGAAGCCCACCCGCGGACAAGACAACCCGUGGCCGCAAUGGCCGAGGGUCUUCAGGGUGGACUACGGGCACGAGGAAGUCAAAGUGAAGUUCGGAAACGACCCGAGGAAGUUCUCUACGCUCACAAAAGAAUUCCUGGAUGACGGUUACGGCAACGUGGCGGGCGUAUCGGCCGUGGAAGUGGAGUGGACGCGCGCCGCGGGCGGCCGCUGGGAGAUGAAGGAGAUCCCCGGCACUGAGAAGGUGUACAAGGCGGAGCUGGUGCUGCUGGCCAUGGGCUUCCUGGGGCCCGAGAGAUACGUGGCACAUCAGCUUGACUUACCUUUGGACGCACGCAGCAACGUGGAAACCGACAAGAAAAACAUCUAUCACACACCCGUCAACAACGUGUUUGCUGCCGGAGAUUGUCGCCGCGGCCAAUCUCUAGUGGUGUGGGCGAUCUCCGAAGGUCGCCAAGCGGCGCGGGCUGUGGACGUGUUCCUGUCCGGCAAGUCCGUGCUGCCCGGCCCCGGCGGCGUCAUCGGGGCCUACUGAACCUCAUGUACUAAGCCAAGGCUUUUGCUACACCGGUAUUUAGAUGUUUUAGACCUAAUUGCCAAAUGUAAUUAGCACAUAGUUUCACCUUAUUGAAUCAAAUCGAGAUUUUUAGAACUUUUAGACUGUUGAAUUUGAUAGUAGUAUUCUGCGUUUACUAAACUUACGCUUUAGUGAGUUUAUAAAUCUAGAUAUCAACUGAAAUGUUUUUGCCGUAGACGCGAGGCCAAAAUGUACAGCAAUUUUACAAGAGAUUUAAAUGAUUUCGAAUAUUGUAUUUUAAUGUUUAUGUUAAGCGUUGUUUUAAGGACAUUCCGUUUGUAACUGAUGCUGAUUAGAAUCGCAACAAGUUAACGUGUAUCCUGACCAAAUUGUUUGCACUGUGAUCUCUGCCCAAGUGUCAUAAAGCGUAAAGUUCGUUGUUUAGACUUGACUGUUUUUAAUGUUAUUAUAAUCGUUUAAAUGUACUUUAUAAAUUAUUGAACGAUAUGACUUAUCGUUAUUCGCAAAUCUCUGUAUGAGGUGCCAAGCAUUAUAUUAGUAUUUAUUUCAACGACGAAAUUAUUAUAAUUACCAUCGGAUGGCAUAUGAUUGUAUUUAUAAUUAUUUUAAAUAGGUUAUUUUGUUUCUGUUUGCGCACAAAUGCGCAGUCCGAGUAUUGUAACAUUUACUGUGAUGUAAGUUUUUAUAAGAAUUAUGUUACAGUCAAUUUUAUUUGUCGUAUGUUCAACAAAGUUCCUAAAUGUGAGGAAUAAACUGUAAUCAAAUGUCUCUUCAGUUUGCCGUAUUCGGAAAUAAAUAAUUUUACGUUGCUUAUUAUAUUUUCGAAUAGUCCCGACUGUACCCCAUUUUCAUCGAAAUUUUCAUCAAGUCACUUUUCUGUAUGACUUUGUUUUUCUUUCAUGUGUAUUACAUAUUAACUAUUUAUUGAGACUACAUUGUAGUUAAUAUUCCCUGCCGACUGAAGAGAUACUAGUUCAUUAAGUUGCGGUAUAGUUUAGUAAGUAUAAUCUUAAAAUGUAUAGAUCUUUUCUUACUAGAUAUUGCACUUUUAUUAUUUUACAACCUGUGUCAAAACCAGAGCGAUAUAAUCUACAAUAGUAUGUGAUGAUAAAGUCGUUUUUGAAUUGAUUUUUUAUUAACGUAUUUUGUUAAUAGUUUAUUUUAUUUAUUAUUAUUAAACGUAUUCGAAUUUUA
Messenger RNA from Cydia pomonella (codling moth), 7527 nucleotides. RefSeq lists its product as uncharacterized. The record is from RefSeq and is a predicted model, not a curated record. The coding region runs from base 202 to 6330 and encodes 2042 amino acids. The transcript is spliced from 43 exons. Gene Ontology annotation, molecular function: iron ion binding; iron-sulfur cluster binding; flavin adenine dinucleotide binding. NCBI's taxonomy places the organism in Eukaryota, Metazoa, Arthropoda, Insecta, Lepidoptera, Tortricidae.